ACGUAGUACGCUCGCCUCAGUUCUGCUCCUCAAUUUCAACAACAUCGCUCCGCUUCCAUGUUCUGGAGAUUCGGAUUUCACAACACAUCCUCGAUCGACAGUCUACUGGACAAGGACGAUGUGUCAUUAGAGGCAAUCCUAGACGAAGAUGAUCUACUACAAGAAUGCAAGUCGCAGAACACGCGACUCAUCGAUUAUUUUCAGCGUGUAGACGUCCUGAAAAGACUUUUGGGCUAUGUGACUGGUGAGAUUGAAGGUGAAGAGGAAAGAGGACGUUUCAAAUAUCCCUAUGUCGCUACAGAGGUUCUCUGCAGUGAAAUAUGGUCGAUAGUGGAAACCUGUGUCAAUUCGUCAAGCCAGCUGCUUAUCCCGUUCUGGGAAACUGUUCUCGACAAGUCUCCUGAAGAGAUGAAGACGGAGAUGGUCAUGGCUUCUCACUUUGCCAAGAUAAAUGCUGUCUUCCUCACCAAGAAGCCGGCGGAGAUGCUCGCCUUCAUUCAAUCCCAACCUUCCGUCGUGGAGCGCCUCUUGCGACAUGUCGAGACGCCAUCCAUAGUCGACCUUCUUGUCCGCAUUAUUCAGCUGGACGAAGUUCCAGGUGGUGCAGGCGUUCUUGAAUGGCUUUCGUCGGAAAACCUCAUGGGCAGAUUGGUUGAGCUGCUUUCCCCGGCACACACCAGCGACAUGCACACAGUGGUUUCAGAAUUGAUCAAGGGGAUACUUUCUAUGGCUACCGCGUCACCUGCACCAGGACUCACGGACGGUCUGCAGAAUGGAGUCGCUUCAAAUCUCUUUUCCAGGGAGCUGGCGCGGCCCGAGAGUGUUUCAACAUUAACCGACUACAUACUAGGCGAUUUCAGUCCAUUAGCUGAAGCCGAGUCCCAGAAAGUGCUCCAUGGUGAUGAUUCUACUGAUCACUCCAUCCCAGAGCUCCCCAAUCUUGAGUCAUCCGUCUCUUCUGUUGUCCACUCGAUAUCCGUGGUCAUUGAACUUAUUCGGAAAAACAACUCAGACUAUUUCGAACCAUACCUCUUCCAUACCCUGCGAAAUCGGCUGAUUCAUAUUCAACAACAGCUCGCAGGGGCUGAAAACGGGCGUGCGAAGCUUGAGGAGUCCAUGAAGGAAAUGUCGGACAGAAUGGGCGUGGUUCAUCUUGGCCCCUUACUGGAGAUUAUGGGCGAGCGACUCGCUACCUUCGAGCAAUACCUUCGUCAACCAAGAUCUUUGCAAGGCUCCAUACCCACAACCGUAGGUGUGAUCACGCCUCUCACUUUCGAACGAUUUCGGAUAUGCGAGUUGUAUGCUGAACUGCUGCAUUGUUCUAACAUGGCUAUCUUGAACCGUCCUACGGAGUUCAGCGAUCUUUAUGACAAGCAAGGUCGAUUACAAGGCGGGCUAUCAUCUCUGGAGCAUCUUGCUCGUGUAAUUGCCAUUGGUUCCGGAGACGAGAGGGACCAGGACGCAAUGGAUGACAACAAUGAUGAUGUCGAGCCCGCACUGGAGUUACCAGUCACCAACCGAUCACGAGGCUCUUCGCUAUUAGAUUCGGAUGAAGACAUGAGCGACGACGAACCUGGCAGCUCAGAUGACGAUGCCCUGGAGGAGAUCAUGAUGGACGACCCGCCGAAGGUGCAAAAUUCGCCGCCAGAAGAUGUUCCGCCGCAGCAACCUUUAAUAGUCGUCCCUUCCUCGCCUAAUGCAGCGUCAUUACCUCCACCUGCCGAGAUUGCAGCUCAAGGUGCUGCGAAACGAAGUUCCAGCACGUCUAGUAGUGGUGAUAGCUCGACCGCGAAAUCCCCCUCCCUACACUCGCGCAGAAGCUCUAGGCGGAUGGUUAGCACUGAUACAGCGCCCAGUCUCUCGAUAGGGGAGACAACGAAAAUGCGCUUCUUGGAGGCUAAUGUCCUGGGCACCUUACUGGACCUCUUCUUCGAAUUCCCUUGGAAUAAUUUUUUACACAAUACCGUCUAUGAUUUCGUCCACCAGAUUCUCACAGGCAGGACUGAUGGAGGACUGAACAGAGAAUUGUCAAUAUCUCUUUUCCGGGACGCACACAUCAUGCAACGCAUCAUCGAUGGUCAAAAGCGAAAUGAUGCAGAAAGCUCAAAAGCAAAGGGUGUUCGGCUCGGUUACAUGGGUCAUCUCACGCAGGUGGCAGAGGACGUUAUUGGAGCUCUUGAGCACUAUCCACCAAACCUCCGGUUAAUCAUCGAGCAGUAUGCACCUCAACCUGCUUGGCAGGAGUACGUGACGGGUCGCUUCAAUGAGACCAAGAAACGAGAUACCAGUCUCCUUGGCGGAGGGAAGCCUUCCGUCACCUCAGCUCCGCGUGCUAGUGGUAGAUGGACGGUUGACGAGGAGGACAGUGGCCCAUCACUGAACGCAGCCACGACCUCAGGUCCCGGAACCACUGGGGAAUUCAGGAGAUCUGUGAGCACGAGACCGACAAGAGCAACGAGUGCCGACUUUGGCCCUGCGCCGAUGGACGAGGAAGAUGACCAUGGCGCCGGCCCUCCACAGUUUGCGCGCUACUUAGCUCAGGAAAUGCACUCAGGGGAGCAGUUCAACUCGUCAUCCGAUGCUUCAGACGAAGACGAAGAUGAAGACGGCGGAUGGUUGGCUCAAUCGUCAUUCGAUUUAGGCAGACCUCCCAUGUCUCGCAGAAGUAACGGAAAUCGACAAGAAAUUUCUUCGAGUGGUUUCGAUGAUGCGUUCAACCCUGGUCCCAGCGGUGCUUUGCGGGAGGCGCUGGCUGAUGAUCCUUUCGGAGUAAAAUAUGACGAAGUGAAUAAUUUUGCUCCUCUCUCGCGAGGUUCAUUGACAGACUCAUUCCAGGACGAUGGUUUUGGCCCAUUUUCCGAUGCAGCGGGAGCCUCCCCUGAUCACUUCAACUUUUCUUCCUCGAUUUCAUCGUCUUUCUCGUCUGAUGACUCCUUUGAUUUUGGAGAUUUCCAGAGCUCAGAUGACAGCAUUCACGAUGGUGAGCUAACCCCGACCGCUGGGAGCUGGACUUUGGCAAGUGGUUCAGAAUCAGAAGGGGAUGAGUUCGGAAACCCUGCCAAAGGCUCGAAUGGAAUGCAUCCAAUAUCGUUGAAUGAUUUGAACGGACGACUGGAGGAGUCGGAUAAAAAUAAGGAUUGGAGUUAAAAGCGGUGUGUUGAUAGCGUGGUGUACGCAUUAUCCUAGACGAUGCUCUACUGUUCAUGUGUACAUAUCACAGCACAUAUUCCUUCUAUUCCUUGUCUCGUGUGGGUAUGUUAACAUAUUGUUAUAUCUUGAAUUGAUAACCUCCAACCCUUGAUUCUGCUGUGAAUUUCAGCUCGUCGAGAACUUUCCCAGCUGGGUCAGCAAGGGUGCAUUCGACACUGUCACCUGGAUUGACAGGACCAACACCGGAAGGAGUUCCGGUCAGGAUGAGAUCACCCUC
Suillus paluster is the source of this 3427-nucleotide messenger RNA. RefSeq names its product SIT4 phosphatase-associated protein-domain-containing protein. The coding region runs from base 58 to 3147 and encodes 1029 amino acids. The transcript is spliced from 10 exons. Lineage: Eukaryota; Fungi; Basidiomycota; Agaricomycetes; Boletales; Suillaceae. Gene Ontology annotation, cellular component: cytosol; nucleus. Gene Ontology annotation, molecular function: protein phosphatase regulator activity; protein phosphatase binding. The record is from RefSeq and is a predicted model, not a curated record.